Astyanax mexicanus (Mexican tetra) is the source of this 2920-nucleotide messenger RNA. RefSeq names its product piggyBac transposable element-derived protein 4. The coding region runs from base 1 to 1914 and encodes 637 amino acids. NCBI's taxonomy places the organism in Eukaryota, Metazoa, Chordata, Actinopteri, Characiformes, Acestrorhamphidae. The transcript is spliced from 2 exons. The record is from RefSeq and is a predicted model, not a curated record.
AUGGAGGUGCGGGGCAGGCCGGGAUGCGGGGCGGGGGGAGCCGUUGCGGGGGGUGAGUCAGAGAGUGAGCAGAGUGAACCGGAGAGUGAACCAGAGAGUGAACCGGAGAGUGAAGAUUCGGACAGUUCUUAUGACUCUAUAGAUGAGGAUGCGCUGAUAGAGGGUAUAGACCCUGUUCUGGACCGUGAUUUUAAGGUUGAGGACACCAAUGAAGAAUGGAAGCCAAGUCCAGAACAACAAGGAACAUUACCUGGGUUGUCACCUUUGCCAGUGAAGAAACGUAGGAUUACAGAACUGUCACCUGCAUCAACGUCUUCUCAUCUUCUCUCUGAGAGCUCCAGCCCUACCUCUGGAUCAUCUUCAGUUGAAGAUGAUAAGGGAGAAACUUGGCAUGACAUUUCGGAAGACGACGAACAGCCUGAUAUCCCUAAGUUCUAUCCAAAGCGCUGUCCAGGCUCUCAGCUUGCCCCAAAUGCUGCGUACUCUCCCCUUGAAUUAUUUCAGAUUUUCAUGUCCGAGUCAGUUGUCGGAACGAUCGUUGCAAAUACAAAUGCAUUCGCUAGAAAAAGAGCUCAGGCUGUGAAACAGUUUGAUUGGUUUCCUCUCACAGUUCAAGAGUUUUACACCUACAUAGGCAUUGUCAUAUUUGCGAGUUUGAUGCAGCUGAAAACUCUUAAUGACUACUGGAGCGAGAAAGCGAUUUAUAGCCUGCCCUUUCCCCGUUCUGUCAUUUCCAAAAAGAGGUUUCUGGCAAUAACCUGGAACCUCCAUCUGUGUGAUCCAGAGAAGGUUGAGGAGAACAAGAGUCGAAAAGGAGGCGCAGGAUAUGACCGCCUGUUCAAAAUAAAGCCUUUAUAUACAAGUCUGCUGCUAGCAUGCCAGACAUGCUUCCAACCAAAGCGUGAACUAAGGGUUGUCAAAAAGAUUGUGUCUUCCAGUUCCUGCAUUGGACCCAAGUCAACAAAACAUGGCUACGGCUACAAGCUCUUCAUUCUUGUGGAUUCUGCCACUGGGUACAGCUGGAACUUCUUUGUCUACAAUGGUUCGUCAUUCAAGAAAACUGGCAAAGGGCUAGGCUAUGAUCUGGUCACAGAACUCGUCAGGAACUCUUUGCUUGGCACGGGUUAUAAACUGUACCUGGACCAAUUUUAUACAAGCCCCGCCCUUUUGUCAGAUCUGUAUGCUAAAGAGAUGCUUGCCUGUGGUAUGAUCCCUACAAACCGACUGGGCUUUCCAAGGGCAAAGCUUAAUGACAUUCCGGCGAAUGCCGCAAGAGGAACGAUCCGCUGGACAAGACGUGGCGAGCUCCUGUUCGUCAAAUGGAAGGACACCAGAGAAGUGGCCAUUUGCACCAAUUUUCACAAAGCAUACAAUGAAGACACAAUCAACAAGAGGGUCAAAGACAACCAGGGUGUCUUGCAGAAGAGGCAGGUCCCUAUUCCAUGUGCAUUCAAAGAUUACAACACAGUCAUGGACAGAGAGGUUCACUCAGAUGCCUUGCUCAGGUACAACAAUGCGCUUCACCAAACCAAAAGGUGGUACAUGACUUUCUUUUACCACUUUAUCGACAUUGCAGUGGAGAACAGCUUCAUAUUGCAUAAAGAGUUGGCCAAGCAGAACGGUAAGGAUGCAUUGACGAGCAAGCACUUCAGAGAAGCACUCGUGACGGACUUGACCAAAGUCUGCACUCGGUCGGCUCCUCUUUCACAACGUUCGGUGGAGAAUGAAUGCUACCCAUCGUUUUUCACAGAAGACCCCAGUGCUGGGAGAAGAGUCUGCGCUUUGUGCAAACUAAACAACAAAACAAUGAAGACUCCCGCUUACUGCAUGAAGUGCCAAGUGCCGCUAUGCCUGAUGCCCAAACGCAACUGUUUCCUUCAGUGGCACCAGGAGGGUUUUCAGUAUGGAGUGUAGCUAGUAGAGUUACAGCGAUAACCAGUAUACCAUGGUACGAAUCUUUAUGGUGAUCUUACAUUAAAUGUUAUUUAAUUUAUUUCUAAAGAGAGAGAUCACAUUUUUACAUUUUAUUUAUUUUAAAUUAAGGAACAGCUUUAUUAUUUUACUUAAAGUAAAAAAGUAUAGACUGCACAUUGAAUAGACCUCUCACAGUCAACGUCACUAGACCCUUCAUAGUCAACACAAUUAGACCCUUCACAGUUAGCACAACUGUACCCCUCACAGUUAACAUGACCAGACCCUUGACACAGUCAACGUGACUAACCCACUCAUAGUCAACAAGACUUAACCCCUUACAUAACUGUACAAUACUGUAUACCAAAAAACAUAUUUAUAUACAGUAUUUAUUACACAAUGACAAUAUCGUACCAUUACAAGCAUAGUAACUAAUGCACCAUUACAUUCCUAUUGAUCUUAUUCAUCAAAUGGUGCAAAUCUUUUUGUAUUUAAUAUGACUUUUUGUUACAAAAUAAAGCUUUCUUUCCAUUUUUCAUUCAAAUGCCUGUACAUCUUUACAUUGUUUUUUUUUUUUAGGAUUUUCUGCAGCUUUUAAAGAAGGGGGUGUUUUUCACAAAGCAGCGAUUCUCGUUUCGCCAGCUAACUUUAACGCAAGCCCUUUCAAAUUGGACAGGUUAUAAACAGGGCAUAAUCUAUCUGGCUGAUUUCCACAAUUUGGUUUUAUAGUAGUUUAUUGUUUUUUGUCCUGAGUACAUGGAGAAAGUUACUGACUUUAAACAGUUUACAUAGAUUUUUUAGGGAAAACAAUUGAGGGAGCUUUUAUACUCAUUAGGUCUUUUAAGUCUUUUGGCGUUGGGUUAGUUGAGAUAAUUGCGCUUAGGUCGGAUAAACAGAGAUUUAAACACGCUCUAAGAAUAGCACAGCCAAAACAACAAACCUGUCCAACAAAUGCAUCACUUAAUGUAAGAUGAUAGAUGAUGUUAUUAUAAUAUAAUUUGUAAGUUUU